CUUCUGAAUUUAAUAGUAAAAUUACUUUCUCAAUUUCGCAAUUUUUCAUUUUGUCCGUCGUCUCUUUCCUGUUUUUACCUGAUUCUCGCAGUCAACUCUGUCAACCGAAGCUCAGCCGGCGAAGAUGGAGGCGGAGCAGUACGAAAGCCUAGCAAUCAAGCAGAAUCCCCCAGGUUCUCCGGUCGUACAUCUCUGCCUCAACCGUCCGCGGCAGCGCAACGCUCUUUCUCUCGAAUUCUUCUCAGAAUUCCCGAAAGCCCUCUCGUCCCUCGACCAAAACCCUAGCGUCAGUGUAAUCGUCCUCUCCGGCGCUGGCGACCAUUUCUGCUCCGGAAUUGACCUAAAAAUCUUUGCCUCCAUACAAAGCCAGUCCGGAUCCCUCCGCCCGGGACGUGCCAGUGAGUGGCUCCGCCGUGACAUCAAGUUCCUGCAGGAUGCCAUUACCGCGAUCGAGCGGUGCAGAAAGCCCGUUAUCGCCGCGAUCCAUGGCGCCUGCAUCGGCGGAGCAAUCGAUAUUGUGACCGCCUGUGAUAUUAGGUAUUGCACGGAGGACGCGUUCUUUUCCGUCAAGGAGGUGGAUUUGGCGAUUACGGCUGAUCUGGGGACGCUUCAGAGGCUUCCUGCGAUUGUAGGGUUUGGGAACGCGAUGGAAUUGAGCUUAACGGGUCGUAGAUUCUCGAGUCAGGAAGCCAAGGAGUUGGGUCUGGUUUCCCGGGUUUUUGGUUCCAAGGAGGAAUUGGAUCAAGGUGUCAGAACUGUCGCAGAAGGGAUUGCUGCGAAAUCGCCUCUUGCUGUGAUUGGAACAAAAUCGGUGCUUUUGAAGAGCAGGGAUAUGAAUGUAGAACAAGGAUUGGAUUAUGUAGCAACUUGGAACUCUGCAAUGCUUAUGUCUGAUGAUUUAACAGAGGCCGUCUCUGCACAGUUGCAGAAAAGGAACCCUGUCUUUGCCAAGCUUUGAUCUUUCUUUGUUGUGUGUUAUUUUACUUGCAGCAUAAGAGGGAAAGUGGCACUAUGAUGUCGUUGUUUGUUGUAUUCUGAAUUCGUUCAAAAUCAGAAGUUUGAAGGAUACCUGAAACUCUGCUAUCAGUUGUUGUUUUUGUUGACUGCUCAUGAUCAAAUACAGUUGGCUUCUUGAUAUAUUACUGUCAAUUUUGGGGCAUUUCUUGGCCUUCUCUUUUCAUACAUUAUGAACGAUACAUGUGUUUAACACUGAUCGGGUUCUGAUUCGUAUGCUACAGUAGAUAAGAGUACCGUCGUAACUGAGGCAAUCGAAAUGACGAGCUGAUUAAGAGUUGGUGCCAAACAUCAGUAGCACAUGUAGCUUUUUUUGUUAAUUCAGAAAAUGGUCAAAAUCAAAACAUAAGAAAAGUUUCAUUCAUGUGGUUCCCGUUAGAGUUCAAUCAAUUGUCACCCUUUUCGACUACCUAUGGUUCUUUCUAUUCUUUUUGUUUGGUUUCCUUUGUUUGGUAUCUCUGAUAGCUGAAGAUCGUCUCUUUGACAGGUGAACGAUCACAAAGAUUGCUCAGCACAGCAAGGGAAGAUAUGUGGGAGGUAAAGCCGUCCCCACACAGCAUAAAGCUAAGCCAAGCCAUGAUGCCAUUUGCCAGCAAGAUGGAAGGCAAACUUAGAAAGCUAAGUAAGUGAAGGCGAAGAUUGAAAAUGGCGGGGGAACAGAUCCACGCUCUUUUGUUCCUGUUCCACCAUUCCAAUCCUUCCAACUCAAUCGGUACACAAGAUAAACCCUGCUCUGUUUUUUCUUGGCUCACCAGUUACUAAAUUAUCUUUAUCUCUGAUCUCGAUUCCAAAGUUUGAAUACAGUAUGGGUACGUUAGAAUACGGUAUGUGGACAUAGAGCGGGUAUAUUACUACAUACAUGAUUGCACGUUUGGUGCUGUCCGAAACCAAAUCAAAGCAUAUAUAGGUGUCCAUACACGAUAAGCAAGUGAAGACAGAGAAUUGCAUCUCAUGCAACAUGUUUAUUGAUUGAACUGGAUCCCCUUUAUGUCUAAUUACCUUUUUGUGAUUAGGGAUAGUUAUUAUUGGCGAUAAUGAUUCUCGAAGAUACUUGAUCAAACUCUUUGUUAUGAAAAGUCGGACGAUUCUCCUUAGUAUGGAUGAAUCCAUCUACUUGCCAUAAAAAAAAGAACUUAGCGACGUUUUGGUUUGAAGUGGACAAGUCUUAGAAUGGGUGCAUGAGUAUGUCAUUAAUUAAUAUUUCUUUGUAUUUGAAUUAUGAAGAUAUUACGAUUUGGAUUGAUGGCAAGUAUCGAUCCAUGAAAUUGAUGUGCUUCAGUUCACAUGCAUGUUGUUGGGUAUGGUCAGAGACUUGUAAUUAUCAUAUUGUUCUGUGGAUGGAAUUUUAUUUUCAAUUCGUAUAUUUGGUAUAAUUUUCACAAUUUAUUUUAGGUUAAAUACACUUGAAUAUUCAAAACUUUCACGGUUGUGCAAAUAAUAUCCAAAUUUCCCGAAAUACCACUUAUAUCCAAUUACUUCACAUUCUUUAACGGUGUUUUUGGAUAUACAAGUGUAUUUAACCAAAAAUAUAUUGGAAAAUGGAUAGAUUUGGCAAAGAACAACUUUAAAAAAUCAAAAAUAUAUUGGAAAAUGGAUAGAUUUGGCAAAGAACAACUUUAAAACAUGGAUAUAAAUGGUAUUUCGGGAAAUUUGGAUAUUAUUGGCACAACCAUGAAAGUUUUGGAUAUACAAGUGUAUUAAACUUUUAUUUUAACAAUAAUUAAUAACUAAAUAUACUUGUUUUUUCUUCUUCUUAUAAGGGCGAUUGAUACUGCUCAAUGGUUUUAUGCACCAACUGGUUGAUGACGUUUUUUAAACACACGACGGCUGGACCUGCCCCAAACCGGAUGGCUCGGAUAUACAUUAACUGUGCAGUUCAGCAGCCGGCGAGGUCGUUCGGGGGGAACUGAUUCCAGUACAGCCAUUCAGCUACCUCAAUUCAGCAAGCCACCCGAAUUGCAUUCUAGUGGCGCAGGCUCGGAAGCUCCUGCCAUUGGAUUGACAGGUCAGUUGCUGAUUUUCUUGCUUGUUUAGGCCAUAGCUCACAACUUGGGCGAGAGCAUUCUAGACAAUGCGAUUCGAAUUUUUUGGGGUCAGAUACAGGCCCCCUUGGUUUCUUUAGGCAGUGAAGCUUUGCGGUUAGAGGAGUAGUUGUCACCCUUUUGAGAACAAACAACACUUUAAUUUCGUUUUGGCAGUAGGUGGAACGUGUCCACAUGUAUAGAGAAGAAGAACACUAUUACCACAUUCGUCUUUUGCUUUUGCUUACCUCUUCAUUACUUGUCUUUCUCUCUUGCCUUUUCUUUUUUCUUGUGGCCUUGGAAAACGAAUGAUGCAUCAGCAGCAUUACAGUGUGUAGCUCCAAGAACCAAACGUGCCAUUUGGAGCAAAAGAAGGCCAGAGAAGAAACAGUGUCACGCGGGGGAAAGCAAAAACACCUUGUUUUUUUUUGGGGCAUGGUGUUGGUUGUGUCGCCACCCCGACCACGAACGAAGGUCACUUAUCUUUCACAACAAGACAGACAGGAACGGAUCGUUCGAGGAGGAAACAUCAGCUGGGUGGAACUGGAAGCUUCACAUCCUUAUUUUAUACAUACUACUGUCCAGAAAAAAACCUGGGGAGUUUCUAUUACACUCAUCCAGAAAACUCCUCAGCUUUCUAUUACACUCAUCCUAAUUUCCUAUCAUCAUCUCCUGUCCAGAAAACUCCUCAGGUUUCUAUUACGCUAUCUUCUUCAUUACGGAAACCUUACGUAAUAGACACUCAUUUUACAUAAUGAAUAUUAACCUUUCGUUACGUAAUCUGUUAAUUCAUUACUGGAGAAUUACGUAACGCUUCUGAUUUAACUGUUACGUAUGUCAAGAACCAGUUGCUCCCAAUAACUCGAGUUGUUGGGAGAGGUUCAAUCGUGGAUCAUAUACCACAACACUAACACGCCCCCUCAAAUGAAAGCCACUCACAAAGGCUUGAAGUUUGCACAGGUCUGAAGACAAGAAUACCAUGUGCUUAACAAAUGGUAUUACGGAAGCCUUACGUAAUGGAUGGUCCUUUUACAUAAUGAAUAUUAAUCAAGUUACGUAAUGUGGCAAGUCAUUACGGAAGUCUUACGUAACACUUCUAAUUUAACUGUUACGUAAGAAAUAACCUUCGUUACGUAACCUUUACGUAAUGACCGUGUAUUUUAUGGAACAGUUGUAAAAUGUCAUUAUGGUAGCCUUAUGUAAUAGACAAUGUUUUUACGU
Messenger RNA from Linum trigynum, 4256 nucleotides. The record is from the annotation of a GenBank genome assembly. Lineage: Eukaryota; Viridiplantae; Streptophyta; Magnoliopsida; Malpighiales; Linaceae.